This is a messenger RNA of Aspergillus pseudoviridinutans, 948 nucleotides long. RefSeq lists its product as uncharacterized. The coding region runs from base 1 to 948 and encodes 315 amino acids. The record is from RefSeq and is a predicted model, not a curated record. The transcript has a single exon. Lineage: Eukaryota; Fungi; Ascomycota; Eurotiomycetes; Eurotiales; Aspergillaceae.
AUGCUCUCCUAUACUGGUAGCGGUUCUUAUUGUUACGCCUACAGCCUUUACAUGGUUCUCCUUGCUUCAGGCUACGAACCGCAGUCACUACCCUCGGCUGGUUUUAUUGAGUGUCUUACACUGAUGCCCUUCGGUAAACUGUUCAUCAAUCUUAAAACUGGGCCGCUUUCUUUCUUCAGUAAUCCAUACAUUACACCAGACGAAGGCAUUACUCAGGCUCUUAAAACAAUGGGCUGGGAGUGCGAGAACCACCGCGGCGGAGAUCCGCCUUCAGCACUGUCUUCGCUGCGUGAAGCUGUGGCCCAUGGGCCUGUACUCGCUGGCCCUCUAAAUAUGGGCCACCUCACUUACAACCCCGACUACAAGACGCUAAGCGGAGCGGAUCACUUCGUCGCUGUGAUGAAAGUGGAUGACGACAACGGUACGGUUUUGCUGCACGACCCAGCGGGCUAUCCAGCGGUGGUUCUACCAGUGGCGGAAUUUGUCGAGGCAUGGCGCGGCGAAGGUGUAGAGUACAUUGACCAGCCAUUUGUGUUCCGUUCCCAUUUCCGCCGCGUUGAUCAUGUCCCCCGCGCAGAGAUGGUUGCACGGACGGUUUACAUGAUUCGCAAGCAGAUUGAGGAUGAAGUUAAGUUUCCUGAUUGCUUCGGUGGGGUUUCGGCGUUGCGAUUGACGGCAGAGGCUGUGGCAGCAGCGGUUCCUAGCGUGGUGAACGACCUCGCUCCAUUCACAUUCCCACUGGCGGCGAGGCGCUACCUAGAUGCUAGGGACUUUUUGGCCGAGGCUGGCCUAACCGACGCUGCUGGAAUCAUGGAGCAACAGGCAUUGUUGGCUGGGAAGGCCCAAUAUCUGGCUGUACAUGGAAAGUGGAAGGAUGUUAUCAUGAUUCUAGAUGGCUUUGCAGAGCUGGAAGAUGAGCUAAUUAAAUGUAUUAGAGCAGGGGUAUAA